CUAAAAAUGUCAAAUCAUUUUACACCACGUUUCGCAAUCAGUAAUGAUCAAUAACAAUGAUUGCACUGUUUCAAAGGGGCCAUUAAAAUAGUUGCAGUUGUCUUGGUUCUUACACUUAGUUUCACCCUUCGUUUCAGUUUAUUUUCCUGCUUUUAAUCUAUGAACCCUGAUUUUUGAAGAAACCUCAUUUGUAUUAUGGAUCCAUUAGGGGCAAGCUGUUACAGCUUACAUAAAAUUGAUCCUUCUACAGGACCGUCGUACGACCGGAAACGGGAUGAAAACCUUACAGAAGUAACAGCAAGCACCAAAUCACUUAGUUUUUAUGACAAUAAAACGUUUAAAAGUUUAUUACCACAAAUUUUUGCUACAUUACUCGCAUCGUCCUUUCACAUAACAGUAGGCAUAUCUUUAGCGUAUUCGGCAGUAUUAGUACCACAACUGGAAAGCCCAGAAAGUAAUGUUAAAGUUACCGUCACCGAAAGUUCAUGGAUAGCCAGUUGUGUAGCGUUAGUGGUGCCAUUAGGGUCCAUUGGAAGUGGCUUCCUAAUGGACAGGAUAGGACGUUUGAACACCAUCAAGUUAGCCGCAAUCCCUAACAGUAUAGGAUGGGCAAUCAUAGCACUAGCGACUAAUGCGCCGAUGCUUUUAAUUGGACGAUUAUUAACAGGGUUCGCGGGGGCUGUUGGUACAGCCCCUAUAAUUGUUUAUGUCACCGAAAUAGCAAGGCCUGACAUGAGAGGUGCCCUUUUGUGCACUUGUCCCUUGUGUGCCGCCCUUGGGAUGGUCAUAACGUAUCUACAAGGCUGGAUAUCGAAUUGGCGCAUUGUAGCGUGGAGUUGUAUAAUUUAUACCAUUGUUCCUAUAUUGUGUCUAUGGUUCAUAUACGAGAGUCCCGUGUGGUUAAUUAGUAAAGGAAAACACGAAAGGGCCAAGAAGUCCUUGGAGUGGUUCCACAAAUACCAAAACAAAAAUCCUGAACAAAAUUUCGCUCACAUUCAGCUUUCAAUUUUACAAAAGGAACACAAAAUUAAAUUAGAACAGGAACAACAGGAGAAAAGACGCGGCGGUGCUGCCCAAAUGUUAAAGAAAUUCUCCAGACCCACGGGAUACAAACCCCUCAUAAUUCUUCUAGGAUUAUUUUUUGUCCAGCAGUUUUCAGGAAUAUAUGUGACCCUCUUCUACGCAGUGACAUUCUUCCAAGCCGUUGGUAGUGACAUUAACCCAUACAUGGCGUCAGUUUUGAUAGGUGCCGUUCGAUUUCUGAUGUCCAUAGUAAACACAGUAUUACUUAAGAGGUUUCGAAAAAGGAUCCUGAUGAUGAUCAGCUGCUGUGGAAUGGCCGUUUGCAUGUUCGUAUCCGGUCUUUUCACACAACGGAUACACAAAGGAACAACAACUCACACAUGGGUUCCUGUGGUGGCCCUUCUAAUGUACGUGGUGACAUCCAUGAUAGGUCUUAUGGCUAUCCCAUGGACCAUGACUGCGGAAAUGUUCCCGUUGGAUAUUCGGGGCGUAGCUCAUAGCAUUACCAUCGGAAUUGCGAACGUACUCAUGUUCGCAGCCGUUCAAAGUUACAGGUCCCUCGAUGUAACCCUGGGGGGCGCCCACGCCGUCCAAUAUUUCUACGGGGUUGUGUGCCUCACAGGACUCAUUUACGUGUACAUUUUCGUCCCGGAAACAUACGGGAAGAAAUUGUCGGAAAUCGAAGAGUAUUUUAACAACAACACCAUCUACUUAACGCACAAAUUGAGGGUAAAAAACGAGGCGAAAAAGGCAAAAAAACAAAAGAAUUCUAAAAUCAGAGAAGUCAUCGAGAACAAUGACAAUAACGAACAGUGCGAGAAAAUGAUACCAGCUUAGAAAACUCAUAGAACAGACAAUUAUAUGUAUGUAUAUGUAAUGUAAUGCAAUACACAAACAACAACAAUCU
Molecule: messenger RNA, 1930 nt
Organism: Agrilus planipennis (emerald ash borer)
Lineage: Eukaryota; Metazoa; Arthropoda; Insecta; Coleoptera; Buprestidae
Product: facilitated trehalose transporter Tret1-2 homolog
Exons: 10
Coding region: 196-1860 (554 amino acids)
Biological process (GO): transmembrane transport
Cellular component (GO): membrane
Molecular function (GO): transmembrane transporter activity
Source: RefSeq, a predicted model, not a curated record